CAUCGCACUGCUACCUUACCUGAUGCUUGUAUGAUGACCGUGAUGCACACAGUCAACCGGCACUGCCCGUUCACUUAGCGUAGUUGGUUCUAAGCUUGCACUAUGAAUUGGUCGCUUCUGGAAUACCAGACAACGUUUUAGUUGCUUACACAAUGAUACUUGAAGACGUGCUAUUUUUAAGCAUUUAAGGGAGCCAGUUCUUUCGUCGCUUGGUCAAGGCCCGAAUGCAGAACAACCGAAGUGACAACGUCUGGCAGAUUUUUAGGUCGUUUUCAGGAGCAGAACCCCCUGGCGCGAGGCUUCAACAGACCUCCCCCCCUGGAGUUCGGCCCGGCAGCUAUGAGGAGGGCUUGGGGGUAGGCAACCACUAUGGCAUUCCGCCGCCCAUGGGGGUGCCCGGCGGGGCCCCCAUGGUGGGGGUGCAGAUGGCCGCUGCAGGCGACAUGCACCCGCGGCCCGCGUGGGGGGAGGUGGGGCCGCCGCGAGUGGGACGCCUGCCGCCGCUAGAGCCGCCUCAGCCCCCCGGCGGAGUCAUGCGGGAGGGCCUGGCCCCCGCCCGCCCGCCGCCUGCCGCCUACCUUGACCCCCUGCCUCCCAGAUCGGGUCAGGGGCCGGGGGGCGGUGGAGGGCGGGGCAGCAACUCCUCCCUGUACGAGGAUGGGCGGCUGGCGGAACGGCUGGCGGCGCUGGAAGCGAAGACGUCUAUGGCGGAGCAGAGGGCGGCGGCGGCAGAGCAGCGGGCGAUUGGGUUGGAGCGUACGACAGGGGAGAUGACCCGCUCGUACGACAUUCAGAACCAGCGGUUGGCGGCCGUUAGCGGCGAGCUGGCCCGCGCCUCCGCGGAUCUCAACGACCUGCGCAUGCGGCACGAGGGGCAGCACGCCACCGCCGCCAGCGUGACACAGCAGCUCAUGGCGCUGAGUGCGGAGGUGCGCAGCCAGGAGAGCAAGCUGGCCGCUGCGCAGGCCGCCCUGCACGAGUCCGUGAGGCUGGGCACGGAGCUCAAGGGACAGGUGGCCAUGCUGUCUGACGAGCUGUCCCGCGCCACCGCCGAGCGAGCCGCCGCGCAGGGCGCCCUGGAGCGGCUGGGUCGGGCGGUGUCGGAGGGGCAGGCGGCGGCGGCAAUGGAGGCGCGGCGUCAGGCGGAGGAGCAGGCGGCGGGCUUCAGGGCGGAGCUGGCCAGGAGGCAGGCGGCGCAUCUGGAGGCCAUGGCCGCCCUGAACCGGGAGGUGGAGGCGUACCGGGCGGAUGCGGCGGCUGCGGGGGCGGCACUGCACCAUGCGGUGGAGCGACUGAACGCACGGCUGCACGGUGAAGAGGCGGCGGUGGACCGGCUGCGCUCCGAGACCGCUGCCGCCGCCGCGGGGGAGGCGGCGGUGAUCGGCGGGCUGCGGGGGCAGGUGGCGGAGCUGCAGGCGGUGCUGAAUUCCAUGUCCCAGCAGCUGGCGGCCGAGCAGGCCCAGCGGCGCCACGACUCGGCCGCCAUGGACGGCAACCUGAAGGCCAUGGAGGGGGCGCUGCUGCAGGCGCAGGACCAGCUGGUUCGACGCACCGUGUCGCUGCUGGAGGGUCGCGCGGGGCAGCUGAUGCGGCUGAUGGCGGAGGUGGACGGGGCGGCGCAGGCGCGGGACGAGGAGGCGAGGCAGGCGGGGGAGCAGCAGCUGGGCGCGUUUGUAAAGGCCGCGGCUCGCAAGGAGAAGGUUGGCAUCGAGCGCAUGCUGAUGCUGGAGGGGGCCAUGCGUGACAUCGCCGCCGCCAGCUCCGCCAGCCUGGAGGCGCUGCAGCAGCGGCUCGACCAGGGACUGUCGCAGGUUGCAGCCGCGGUGGAUGUGGCCCGGCUGUCCACUGAGGACCGCGAGGCGGGACUGCGCACGCAGAUCAAUACGGCGCUGCAGAAGAUACGAGCGUACGCACGAGACAUGGAGGAGUCUUUGGAGCGGGAGCGGCUGCGUCUGGAGGAGGUGGUGAAGCUGGAGAUCCGGGCGCGGCAGCAGUCCAGCGAGCAGCUGAGGGAGGCGCUGGAGGCGGGGGUGACCAAGAUGGCUGACCGAGUGGGCGCCAUCGACGCCUGGCAGCGCAAGAACGGCGACCUGGCGGACCAGAUCGUCAGGGACUUCGAGGUGGCGUUCAAGCUUGAGGCGGGUCGGCAGCAGCGUCAGAUGACCGACGAGGUGUCCUCCAUCCGCAACAACAUGACAGCACUGAAGGCGGACGUCUCCAGUACGGCAAAGGAGGUAGCGCAGCUCACGUCCGCGGCAGCCGCGACGGAGCGUGAGGUGGCGGGGCUGAAGAACACGUUGGUGACCCAUGGGUCGGAGCUGGCGGCCUUGCGGCAGAAGGGCGAUGCGGACAGCUCUGCACUGAGGGAGCAGCUGCAGGCGGAGGCGGGGGAGCGGCAGAGGGCGCAGGCGGAGCUGAAGCAUUGGUUUGACCAGAACCAGGUUGAUGCCAAGCUGGCCGAGGAGUCUCUGCGGCUGGAGCUGGACGUGCUGAGCGCCACCAGCGAGCGCCGGUUCGCGGCGGUGGAGGCGGAGGCGGAGCGGCUGCGGCUGCAGCAGGAGUCGGACAGGGUGGACCUGGACAACCUGGGGGACAGGGUGCAGGACCAUGCUGACGACCUGUACGACAUCAGCGAGCACCUGAGCGCCCUGGACUCGCGGGCGGCUGAGGGGGAGGCGGCACUGGGGCGGGCGGUGGAGGAGCGGGACGCCAGGAUACUGCAGGCGGAGAAGAAGGCUGCCGCCGAGUCAGCCGAGCUGCGCUCCACGGCCGCGGCGCUGCGCGAGAGUGUGGACCAGCGCUUCACCGUGGCGGCGGAGGGGCGGGCGGCGCUGGCACGGGGGCUGGAGGCGGCGCGGGGCGAGCUGGCGGAGAAGCUAGAGCGGCAGCAGCAGGUGCUGGAGGAGGUGAUGGCGCAGUACCAGGAGGAGACCGCCACCUCGCUCACGGAGCUGGGUGGGCGCUGUGAUGAGCUGCAGCGCAUGCUGGAAGAUGAGAUCGCCUCCCUGGAGGAGAUGGUGGAGACCAAGGUGAAGGAGACGGAGGACCAGGCCGCCGCCGCCCUGGAGGCCCGAAUCACGGAGGAGCGCACCGUCGCGGAGGCACGCGAGAAGGACCUAUCCGAACACGCUGCCAUGGCACUCGACUCACGCUGCACCGUGGAACGCAUGGCCGCUCAGAAACGCGAGGAAAUGGUGGCGGAAGCCGCAGCAGCGGCGCUGGAGGGGCGUAUUCUGGAGGAGCGGGAGGCUGCGGUGAAACGGGAGCAGCAGAUCGCGGCGGAUGCGGCGGAGGCGUUGGAGACGAGGUUGACGGAGGAGCGGUACGCGGCGGAGGAACGGGAGUCCAAGGUGCUUGAAACGGCGGAAGCGAAGCUGCAGGCGCUGGUGGAUACCGAGCGGGAAGCCGCAAUCGCACGGGAGGAGGCGAUGGUGGAGGAGUCGAAGCAGCGGGAGGAGGUGCUAGCGGAGGAGGCAAGGCAGGGGCUGGCGAAGUUGGCAGAGGAGACGGCUGCUGCUCUGGACGCCCGGAUUGUGGAGGAGCGUGAGGCGGCUGUGAAACGUGAGGAGGAGGUCGCUGCAAGUGCUGCGGCUGCGCUGGAUGCAAGGGUGGAGGCGGAGAAGAAGGCGAUCCUGGAGGAGACCGCCGAGGCCUUGGACAUUCGGGCAAAGGCGGAACGCGCGGCGGCAGAGGAGCGGGAGGAGAUGGUGGCGGAUGGGGCGGCGACGGAGCUGGAGCGGCGGUUGGCGGAGGAGCGUGAGGCGGCGGAGAAGCGGGUGAGCAAGGCGAUGUCAGUGGCUCUGGCGGCGCUGGAGGCGAGGGCGACGGCGGAGCGGCAGGAGGCUCAGAAGCGGGAGCAGGAGCUGAACGAGAACAUUGAGGAGUUCAAGAGGAGCACCAACGAGGCCCUCACCACCGCCUCCGCCGCCGCCAAGACGGGGCUAGAGGAGCUGGCGCGGGAGCUGGCCAGCAGGACCAAGGACGCCGACGACGCCCUCACCGCCGUCCGUGACGAGCUCAACGGCCGCCUGUCUGAAGCUGAGUCCCGCCUGGACGAGAACGGUCUGCGCAAUGCGCGCUACGAAGUGUCUCUGGAGCGCCUAGACACGCAGCUGGCAGAGGUGGAGGCGGCGGACAAGCAGCGCAUUGCGGCCACCAGUGCGGCGCUGGAGGGGAGGAUUGCGGGCGCGGUGGCCAAGCUGGAGUCGCUGAUGGUGGCCAUGGGGCAGGAGUUCAAUAGUGGCCUGGCUGCUCAUCAGUCGGACAUCGACACCCUGCGGCGGGAGGCAGGUGAGGCGGCCGAGUCGCUGCGGCAGACGGCGGCCCGUGAGGCUGAGACCAUGCGGGCGGAGCUGGGGGAGACGCUGCAGGCCCAGCACGCCGCCCUGGCCGCCGCCCGCUCUGAGCUGAUGGCUGCGGUGGAGGCGGGUCGGUCGGAGCUGUCCGCCUCGCUGGAGGUGCAGCGCGGGGAGCUGGAGGCGGCGCGGGGGGACAUCGCGGCGGCGCGGCAGCAGCUGGUGGAGGCGGUGGAGGCGACCAAGAAGGAGUUCGAGCGGAGCAUUGAGGCGCAAAACACCGAGAUGCAGAGCUCCAUUGAAGAACUAGCGGAUGCCAUCGACCAGGAGAAGGCGCUCAUGGCGGAGACCCUGGACAAGCAGAAGGCGGAAGUCAAGGCUGCCAUCGCUGCUGCCGAGGCCCAGCUGGAGGAGGCUCGUCGCAAGGCGGCAGAGGUGGCGCGGGAGAUGUCGGCGGCACUGGAGAAGGCCUCAGCCAAGAUUCAGGCCGACGUGGCGGAGCGGUUCGACCAGGAGCGUUCUGAGCAGGUUCGCUCCUCCGAGCAGCUGCGUGCGGGCCUGGAGGAGCUCCGGGGCGAGCUGCGGAAGGCCGCCGACAAGCGCGAUGCAGCGCUGGAGGAGCUGCGGAACGAGCUGAAGGGCGAGCUGCGCACCCGGAUGAUAGAGGCAGACAAUGCGGCGGCGGCGGACCGCAAGGCGGUGGAGCGGCGGGUUGGCGCAGUGGAGGAGGCGCUGGAGCGGGUGGCGGAGAAGGACCGGGAGCGGGAGAAGGAGCGGUUCAGGAUGGGAGUGGCGGGAGAGGAGGGACUGCGGGAGGAGCUGAACCGGCAAACCAAGAGGCUGGACGACCAGACCCGGCGACUAGAGGACCAGAUCCGAAGCCUGGAAGACCGGGGCCGUGCAAUUGACGACGUCAGCAGAAAGUUGGACGAUCACGGCAGGAAGAUGGACCAGCAGGGGCGGAAGUUGGACGACCACACCAAGAUGUUGGACGAGCAUGAUAAGGCCCUGGACGAGCACGUCAAAGUGUUGGACGAGCAGGCGGAUGCGCUAGACGCCUUGGAGGCGCAGGCAAAGAAGAUUGAGGAGCAGGCGAAGAAGCUGGAUAAGACAAUCAAGGAGGUUGCGGAUGUGAAGUCCAAGGUGGAGGACUUGGUUGCGAGGUCGGAGGACCGUAAGGACGAGAAGGUUGACCUGCUUAAGAAGGAUGUGGACACUGUACGGCGGCGGUUAGACCAACUGUACGACAAGGUUGACCAGCACAGCGGCGACGUUGACUCCAUGCUGGGCAAGCAAGAGGCGCUGCUGAAGGAGAUCCGGUUGCAGCCCUCGGGCCCUAGCAAGGAGGAGCUCGUGAAGGAGAUGGCGGAGGACGUGGAUAAGAAGCUGGAGCCGCUGCGGAAGGAGGUUGAGGAGCUGAAGAAGACCCGUGAGGACGAGCAGAAGAAGGGUGCUGGCAAGGCCAAGGACGAGGAGGAGGAGCAGGACAAGGAGAAGGACGUGAUUACCUCUGACCAGCUCGAAAAGCGGCUCAGCAAGGAGAAGGAGGAGGUAGACAAGAAGCUGGAUGAGCGGUUAACACGGGACAAGGAGGAGAGUGAGAAGGCGCUUGAGGAGCGCUUUAAGAAGGAGAAGGCGGAGACGGAGAGCUUAGUUGAGGAGCAGAUCAAGAAGGGUGCAGAGGAGGGCGAGAAGAAGCUGGAUGAGCGGUUGAAGAAGGAGGCGGAGGAGGGUGACAAGAAGCUGGAGGAGCGGUUAAAGAAGGAGGCUGAGCGGUUGGAGAAUCGGCUGAAGGACUCCUCAGCGGAGGCGGAGAAGAAGGUGGAAGAGCGAUUAAAGAAGGAAGCGGAGGAGGGCGAGAAGAGGCUGGAUGAGCGGUUGAGGAAGGAGCAGGCAGAGGCGGAUAAGAGGCUGGAUGAGAGGCUCGACCGGGAGAAGGAGGAGACGGAGCGGAAGCUUGAGGAGCUGCGAUCCAAGAUGCCCUCUUCCUCGCAGCCCUCGGGUCCCAGCAAGGAUGAGGUGGCGCGUGAGGUGACGGAGGAUGUGGAGCGGAAGCUGGAGCCGCUGCGGAAGGAGAUUGACGAGCUCAAGAAGACCGCAGGUGCCAGCAAGAAGUCCGCUGACGAGGAUGACGACCGGCGAGGCGGAGGCACCGUCACCUCGGAGGAGCUGGACAAGCGGCUCAGCAAGGAGAAGAGCGAGGCGGACAAGAGGCUGGACGAGCGGCUGACACGCGACCAGCGGGAGGCGGAGCGGCGGGUGGAUGAGCGGUUGAAGCGGGCGGAAGCGGACGUGGAGAGGAGUGUGGAGCGCAGCGUGGAGAGGAAGUUUGAGGAGCGGCUGGCGCGGGACAAGGAGGAGGUGGAGAGGCGGCUGGAGGACGUGAAGGAGGAGGUGGGUCGUGACACCGAGUCCCGCCUCAAAGCCGCCGAGCCAGGCAUCAUCAAGGGAGCCAAGGAGGCGGUGGUCGCAGACCUGGAGAAGAAGAUGCAUGCGGCGCUGGACAAGUCCUUGGACCGCAUCAAGGCUGAGGUGAAUGACGAGCUGAUCCAGCCGCUGCAGGCAGAGAUCAAUAAGCUCAAGUCCACGUCGUUCAAGAGGUAGUUGGAGUUGUUUAACAAGUAAGGUUAACAUAUGUAACAGACUGUCGCAAGGUGUGCAGGUAGCAUGGUGGCACAUGGGGUUGUGUGCACUGCUUGGCCUUCCUGCCUAUCCUUUCUUUAGCCUUACUUCAUACCUCUCCUUUAGACUUUUGGGAGCCAUUAAAUAUGUUGUUGGAUCCAAUCAACAAGGGCUUGGGGAGCUCCUGGUUGAGCCGAGGUGAACCCAUCACAGCAGGUACUUGGUUGCUUGCUUGCGUGAUGUCAAGAAUGCAUGAGCCAGCAGGGAUCAAGCGUGCAUUAGUGUCAGCACACAUUGCACAUUGGACACGUGUGAUGGGUUUUAGUAGCAGCCACAAUUUUACAUGUGGUUGUGUGAUGUAUCUGCUGCAAGGAAUGAUGUUUAGCCCUGUUACUUUUGCAUGGGCGCUACUGUUAGGUAUGGGUAGUAAUCAAUGAACGAGCCAAUAACUUUUGCCUCAACGCCAAGUUGGUCAUACGAUUGUGUCAGUUGGCAGUACGAUGACGUGAUCUGAUGUGCCUACAAACUUAUGUUGUAUGGGGGGUUGUCGUACCCUGUACAAAUUGUCUAACUGUGUCGUACAUCUUUAGUUACCAGGGAUGGCAAGGAGAUUGCAUACAUGCAUGUAUGGCGUGCGUGCACAUAACACCUCUACCUAGACAUCUUGCCAUUUCAUGAAGCUAGAAGCUGGAAGCAAGCGUAUUGGGUUGGUGUGUUGGGUUUAGGGUUGAGGUUGGGGUAUGGAACCAGCUUGCGUUGUUUCGGGCUCCUGACCCCGGGCCCAUGUGAUCUUGUGAAUAGUGGCAAGGACUUAGACAUGACUUAGGCAAGGGCUGGCUGGCAUAGGUGGCGAAAUAGGCAGGGACACAGUAGUGGCUUUGCUCCUAAGUGUUAACUGAUUAGCUUGCUUCACUACUGGUAAUGCUGUUUGGCGGCAUGAGGCACAGGGGCUGGGUCAGCAAGGUUGGUGUCUGCCAGGGCAGUAUAGCUGCACUGAUGGAUAAGGUUCGGGUGAUUCACGGACUUGGAUGGAAACACGGAAUUGUGUGCACCCAGUCUGUAAUUUAUUGUGAGGUCUUUCAGGUGGUCAUAUGCAUUGCUGUUAGCAAUUAUGUGCCAGUGUGGCACAAAUGGCGCAAAUUUCAAGAGUGCUGGCAAAUUCUGAACAAGGGGGUUCAGUGUCCUCCAAGCUGGAAAAGGGCAGAGCCCCUUGGUGAGGACAGGCCUGUAUAAUGACCACUGGAA
Molecule: messenger RNA, 8162 nt
Organism: Astrephomene gubernaculifera
Lineage: Eukaryota; Viridiplantae; Chlorophyta; Chlorophyceae; Chlamydomonadales; Astrephomenaceae
Source: the annotation of a GenBank genome assembly